Molecule: messenger RNA, 2460 nt
Organism: Limanda limanda (common dab)
Lineage: Eukaryota; Metazoa; Chordata; Actinopteri; Pleuronectiformes; Pleuronectidae
Gene: faah
Product: fatty acid amide hydrolase
Exons: 15
Coding region: 55-1818 (587 amino acids)
Biological process (GO): fatty acid catabolic process
Molecular function (GO): fatty acid amide hydrolase activity; amidase activity
Source: RefSeq, a predicted model, not a curated record
ACGGUCGCUUGCACAGACGGCACACACUGAUCCGUGAGAGGCAGCGGGAGCGUCAUGGAGAACCUGAAGCUGCUCGUCCACAGGGUGCAGGCGGACCAGCGGACAGUGGCUCUGCUGGCGGGGGCCGUCUGCGGGGCGGGAGCUGCGGUGCUGCUGGUCCGGAGAGUGAUCCGCUCCAGAGAGGCCAAGGUUAAGAUCCAGAGAGCCAGGGAGCGGAGGACCGAGAGCCUGCAGCGGGCAGAGGAGGCGGUGCGGCGGUACAGGGAGUCGCAUCCAGCAACCAACUCAGCUCUCAUCUUGACGCUGACGCUCUCAGAGUUGACCAAGCAAUUGCAGGAAGGCUUGCUGAGCCCCGAGGAAGUGUUCUACACUUACAUGGAAAAGACUCUGGAUGUAAACAAAAAGCUCAACUGCUGCACAGGGAUUCUGCUGGAGAGUUUCGAUCAGCUGAAGACUCUCGACUCCAACAAGAAGGGUCUCUUGUAUGGAGUUCCAGUUAGCAUCAAAGAAAACAUUGCUUAUAAGAAUCAUGACUGUUCUUGUGGUGUGGUCAUUUAUCUGGACCAGCCCCUCCAGGAGGACGGCGUGCUUGUUGAAGUUCUGAAGAGACAAGGAGCUAUUCCCUUUGUGAAAACCAACUUACCCCAAGCCCUACUUAACUUUGACUGCAGUAACCCUAUUUAUGGGCAGACCGUAAACCCUCAUAACCUCCAGAAGACCUCUGGAGGUUCGUCUGGUGGGGAGGGGGCUCUGAUCGGGGGAGGCGGCUCUGUGCUCGGUUUGGGCAGUGACAUAGGGGGCAGCAUCCGCAUUCCUGCCGCUUUCUGUGGAAUCUGUGGCCUCAAGCCAACAGCACGUCGGUUAAGUUCACAAGGUGUGAGGCCCAUUUACAGAGGGCAAAAGUCAGUGACGUCCUCUGCUGGACCUAUGGCGAGGGAUGUGGAGAGUCUGGCUCUGUGUAUGCAGGCUCUGCUGAGUGACCACAUGUUUUCCCUGGACCCUACUGUUCCACCCAUACCCUUUAAUGUGGAGAUGUACCAGAGCACCAAACCUCUGAGGAUCGGUUACUUUGAAAGCGACGGCUUCGUGCAGUCGUCCCCAAGCACGGCCCGAGCCAUCAGAGAAGUCAAGGCACUGUUGGAGCAAGCUGGCCACACUCUGGUGCCUUACAGUCCCCUGAAGAUCAGACAAGCUGCAGAAGAGCUGUUGGUUAAGGGUAUCCUCGCAGAUGGAGCUACCACCAUGCUACAAAAACUGGAGGGAAGCCCUCUGGACCCCUGUCUCAAAGCACAGGUUUAUCCCUACUCUCUACCUACGUGGGUGAAGAGAACCCUCUCAUUCCUCCUGAAGCCCGUGGCAUCUCGUGCUUCUGGCAUCUUCAGUGGUAUCAGUGGAGUCAGUUCUGUUCCAGAGCUGUGGAAGCAACACGCUGCUGUCGAGGACUACAUUCAUGAAACAAUAGCAGAUUGGAGAAGAUGCAACAUAGACGUGCUGCUGUGCCCGAUGUUUGGACCGGCCUUCAACUUCUUAUACUGCGGCAAAGUUACCACUGCUCUCACGAACACGAUGCUUUACAAUGUCCUGACCUUUCCGGCCGGUGUAGUUACCGUUACCACAGUAACUGCAGAGGAUGAGGAGGAGCUCAAGCACUAUAAGGGCUUUUAUCAGGACCGCUGGGACAAGCUCUUCAAAGAGGCUGUGACUGGAGGCGAGGGUCUGCCUGUGGCGGUGCAGUGCGUCGCCCUGCCGUGGCAGGACGAGCUCUGCCUGCGUCUCAUGAGGGAGGUGGAGCAUCUGGUCAAACAGAGCAGGAAGUAAAGCCUGGAGGCCACAGGUGGAACUGCAAAGCUCAGAGACUUCAGGUUUGUGAAAACACAAACAAGAAGGCAGCGACGAAAAUCACUUUUUGAUGAAGAUGAUCUUUGAAGAAGUGAAUAGCAAUGGCACAAUAUGAGAUUGGAAAAGAAGUCGACGCACGUAACAUUAUUUCUGGAGAAAGAUUGUUUGGGUUUUUGAAAAUAUGGGUUAACUGAAGAUAAUAGUUAAGUUCACCUGUGGAGUUUUUGUUUUGUGUUUAAAUCAUUCUUUGACAAAUCUUUAAUGUUUUAAAUUUAAUUGUACUGUGCUUCUAAUUGUUUUUAUUGGUACAACAAUCUUACUGACAUGGUCUUUAUUAUUAUUAUUAUUAGAUAACUUUUUUGUGAAAUCAAGUAUCUGAUUUGGUUAAAUACGCUUAACGUUUUAUCUGAGGCACUGUUUAAUAUUUCAUACAACAUAGUAUGAACAUAUAUAAUUCACUUCUGGGCAAAGAGGCACCGUGACCACAUUUUUUGCUAUUUGAAUUUAUAAUGAACACUGAAUUGCUUUUUAUUGUUGAUCAUGUCUGAAUUUAAAACUUUACUGUGAUCUGAUUUCUGAGAAUAAAACAACUGAUUUCUCACAGAGGAAGCACCACUGAAA